This is a messenger RNA of Schizophyllum commune H4-8, 1635 nucleotides long. Its product is annotated as glycoside hydrolase family 18 protein. Gene Ontology annotation, biological process: chitin catabolic process; carbohydrate metabolic process. The record is from RefSeq and is a predicted model, not a curated record. Gene Ontology annotation, cellular component: extracellular region. Gene Ontology annotation, molecular function: chitinase activity; chitin binding. NCBI's taxonomy places the organism in Eukaryota, Fungi, Basidiomycota, Agaricomycetes, Agaricales, Schizophyllaceae. Bases 41 to 1519 code for a protein of 492 amino acids. The transcript has 8 exons.
CGGUCACUGUGGCAGUGGCGCGUACUGCCUCGGAUUCGGAAUGUCCUCUUAUACCGCACUCCCUCGCAGCGAAUCUGAAGAGCAUCUCGAUCCUCAGCACCAGCUCCUCCGCGACGAGCAGCAACUAACCGUCGAGGACGCCCCUCGACCUAAUAACCGCGCGACGCACAGACGGAUUCUCCUUCUCGUUCUAGGUUUCUUCAUAGUUGCGUUUGGCGCGUAUAAAGCGGGCCAGUUCUCUGUGUCGUAUACCAAGAAGGAACCUCUGAAGGAAGCGCCUGUGAAAGGACCUGCUGAGAACGUUACGAUGCCGAGGAACGGACAGUACAGUGUUGGCUACUUUGUGAACUGGGGGAUCUAUGGUCGCAAGUACCCUCCCCAGCUCAUCCCGGCGCAAGACUUGACCCACAUCCUCUACGCCUUCGCCAACGUCAACGCCGGCUCCGGCGAGGUCGCCCUCUCCGACCUCUGGGCCGACCAGGACAUUCACUACGAGGGCGACUCCUGGAACGAGCCCGCCGGCAACCUCUACGGUUGUCUCAAGCAGCUCUACCUCCUGAAGAAGCAGAACCGCCACCUGAAGAUCAUGCUGAGCAUCGGCGGGUGGACGUACUCGCCGAGUUUCCACCCGGUGGUGGUAAACCCAGCGCUGAGGGCGAAGUUCGUCGCGAGUGCAGUGCGCUUGUUGGCGGAUUAUGGGUUCGAUGGAUUGGAUGUAGAUUACGAGUAUCCGCAAAACGAUGAGCAGGCGCGCGGUUACGUGUCGUUGUUGGCCGAGCUCAGGCAGGGCCUGGACGACUACGCGAGGCGCAAUGGCUACAACUACAAGUUCUUGUUGACCAUCGCGGCGCCGUGCGGUGCGGACAACUACAAUCGUCUGCACGUCCAGGAAAUGGACCGCUACCUCGACAUCUGGAACAUGAUGGCCUACGACUUCGCCGGCUCGUGGGACAGCGUUGCUGGUCAUCAGUCGAACCUGUAUGGCCAGCCGCUGUCUGUCUCUACGGCGAUCAACUGGUACCUGCAGAAGGGCGUGCCGCGCGACAAGAUUGUCGUAGGCGUUCCGCUGUACGGGCGAAGCUUUGCCUCGACCGAGGGCCCCGGCAAGCCUUUCAGUGGUGUCGGCGCCGGUACUUGGGAGCAGGGUGUCUACGACUAUCGCACCCUCCCCCUCCCCGGCUCGCACCUCUUCCGAGACGACCAGCUUGGCGCCAGCUGGUCCUAUGACUAUCAGCGCAAAGAGAUGGUCUCCUUUGAUACCGAGGAAAUUGCGCACUGGAAGGGCUCCUGGAUCGCCCAGCAAGGGCUCGCCGGCAGCAUGUUCUGGGAGCUCAGCGGCGACAAAGCCGGCCCAAGGAAGGACCUUACGGACAGCGGGUUUGGGAAGGACUACCAGGAUGGGCGUAGCUUGGUGAAGGUCGUGAAGGAUGCGAUGGGCGGGCGGUUGGACUCGACGCCGAAUUGGCUGGAGUAUGGGACGAGCAAGUUCCAGAAUCUGAGGGAGGGGAUGCCGGCGUAGGGAGCGAUAGCUUCUGUGUCGGUGUACACAGGACUUGGACAACUGUAAUUUACCCUGAGGAUGUACAUAAGUAUCCCUUGGGAUGGGACUGCGACUUGCACCAUUUUGGGCGACCA